AUGUUUGAAUUUGCACAUGAUAAUUUUGUUCAUGACUUUGAAUAUAAUUUAAUUAAAUCUUAUGAUACUAUUGAGAAGGUUAAAAAAAAAGAGGGUAAUAUAUAUGUGCACACAAAAACAAACAAAGAACAAUUCUGUGAAAAAGAAAAAAAUAUUUUAAAAAAAAAAGUUUAUUUGUUAGGCUUAAAUUAUAAUGAGUAUAUUUAUGUGCGAGGUAAUUUUCGCUUUAGAUUAAUAAAAGGAUUAAUUAAAUUUAAUGGAGAAAUUUUAAAACCUUCAAAAGAGUAUGUAAAUGUGCGUAUACCAGUCUUUUAUCCUUUGUUUAAAUUAAUAGCUUUAAAUAUAAAUAACAUUAAAUAUGAAAAAAAAAAUUUUUUAUUUCAUAACAGCUUUUUAAAAAAUUGUAAUGACAAAAAAAGCUUCACUUGUAAUGAAAAUACGCCAUGUAAUACAAAAAAUGAGGAAUUGAAAUUAAAUAAUUUAGCAUAUUUAAAAAAGAAUGAUGAUAUAAAUAUAUUAAAGAAAAAUAAAGAUAAUGUCGAUAAUAGCAAUUUUAAUAUUUCCAAUGAAGAAAAUGAAUUCGUUUGUGAGUAUGCUGAUACUAUUAUAAAAAACUAUUUGUUUGGUUUAAACUUGCUACCUGAUGAAAAUGUGAAAAAAAAAAAUUUUUAUGAAUACUUAAUGUUCUCUAAUAAAGAGGAUAUUAGUUUAUUUUCAAGUUAUGAUAUGAUUGAGAGUAUAAAAUCAAAUGUAUGUUUUGAAAAAUACCCUAUAAUUAUUUCAUUUCAAAGAAAAAAGGAUUUUUUGUAUUAUUUAUAUAAUAAUAACACUAAUAAAAAAUUAAAUAUAUCAAAUUAUAAGGAAAAUUAUAGUUUUUAUAUUAAUACUUAUCAAUUUUCUUAUGUAUUAAAAGAAUUUUUGUUAUAUAUGUUCAACAAUAAGAGAUAUGAUUUAAAUAAUGUUAUAAAACAAGUAGAAAAUAUAAAUAAUAAUUAUAUCAGUUAUGAUGAUGAUGAUAAUAAUAAUAAUAAUAAUAAUAAUAAUAAUAAUAAUAAUAAUAAUAAUAAUAAUAAUAAUAAUAAUAAUGAAUAUACAGAAAAUGACUUAAUGAAAGAUGAUUCAAAAAAUAAUAAAUAUGGAGAAAAGAAAUUUAGUGAUAACUUCACAAAAGAAGAAUCAAUUUUAAAUAAAGUGAAAUGUUGGGAAUAUUUUAAAAAAAAUAUAAAUAGUAUAAAUAAUAUAAAUAAUAUAAAUAAAAUAAAUGUUUCUGAAAAUAAUUACGAUCAUGAUAGAAAUUGUUCUUCUCCCCCUAAUAUAUUUAGUAUUAUUGUAAUGGGAGAUAAAAAUAAAGGAAAAAGUUUUUUAGUUAUAAAUUUUAUAAAUGAUUUAUUGAAUUAUUAUAAAAGUGUUAUAUUAUUAGAUGUUGAUAUAGGGCAACCGAUAAUAGGUACAUCUGGUUUUUUAUCUAUAUAUAAAAUUAAAUAUUCAUUAAAUAACUACAAUUUUUUUGAAAAGAAAAAUAAGUGCAUUAAAAAAAUAUUUUAUGGUUGUUGUUCAAUUAAUUACAAUAUAAAUUUUUAUAUUAAAUGUUUGGAAUAUAUAUAUAAUUAUUUAUUCUUUGAAUAUUUAAAUAAAAAGAAAAAAAAAAAAAAUGUGUGUAAUUAUCCAUUAAUUAUUAAUACCUUUGGAUGGAUAAAAAAUAUUGGAUUAUUUUUGUUAUACUUGAAUAUUUAUUUAAGUAAAUGUGAUUUUAUUAUUCAAAUUGAUUCUCUAAAAAUAAAUAAAAAUUUAAAAAAUAAAAUAAAAAAUGAAGAUUAUUAUUCAUAUAUGUUUAAUGAUUUUUUGUUGAUUAAUCAGAAUGAAAAAAAUCAUAUAAUUUUAAAUUUAAAUAAUAAAGAUAUAUCUGUUAUUUCUAAAAGAUAUUCUAUAUUUAAUAUUAUACGUAAAUACAAUAGCUUAAAUGAGAAUAAUUUUUUUUUUUUUAAUUUUUCUAUGUGUUUUCAAAAUGAUGAAGAAAAGAAAGAAAUAAGAAAUGAAUACUGUUCGAAUUAUAACUCGGGGAGUCUUUUAAGAUAUGGUGAUAAAGUAAGUUUAGAUGAAUUCAAAAACACAGAUAAUCAUAGAACAUCAUUAAACAAUUCUAAUUAUAAUAUUUGUAAUAGUAAUUAUAACAGCAGUAGUAUUUAUCAUGGAGGUAAUAAUAACAAAAGGUAUAAUAAUAGCUGUAUCAAUAUAGACAAUUCAUACCAUUUAAACAAUUAUAUACAUAAGGUGAAACAAUUAAAAUAUAAUGUAAAUGUUUUAUAUUCUAGUUCUAAUAGCAAUGACAAGCAUAAUAAUAAAUGUCUAAUUCAAAAAACUAACUAUUUUGAAAUAAACAGAAAAAAUUAUGAAAAUGUAAAUAAUUGUACUUUACAAAAUAAUAAAAAUGAUUUAAUUCAAGAAAUUGAAGACGAAAUAAAGGAUUAUGAAAAGUAUGAACAUUUUAAAGAAGUAAUGGAAUAUUUUUUUCAAAAGAAGUACAUAAGAGUAAUAAAUUUUAUAAGUUACAAAAAAAUUUUAUCUUAUAAAAAUAUGGAAGGAAAUUAUUAUAGAAACAAAAAUUUUUCUGUACUACCCAAAAAUUUAAGAUCUUAUAGAUUUUUAUGUUAUUUUUUUUAUAAAUUUAAAAAAUUAAUUUUUUAUAUUCAUAGUUAUUCACUAUAUGAUAGAUUAAUUGAUUUUUUUGUCAAACAUAAAAAUUCUGUGAGUUACAUUAACAAUUACAAUAAUAAAAAAAAUGUUUUUAAUAAUAGCGAGAUAAAAGAAAAAAGUAUCAUAAAUAAUAUGAAAGAGAUAUAUUUGAAUGAAAAUAAAAAAGAAGAGACAGUUAACAUGGAAGAUGUAACUAAGUACAAUAAUAUUCAUAAAGAUAAAGAAUUAGAUAUUUGUAAUAUCAAUUUAUAUGGAAGAGAUGAAGCCAACGAUAGUUCAAAUGCAAGUUAUAAUUUACUCACAGAAAGCGUGCAGAAAGAUGAAAACAAUGAAGAAAUAAAAAAAAAAGUAAUGAAUAAGAGAACAGAUAAAAUUUAUAAAAUCCCAUCUAAUAUACCUUUAUUUACAUGCGCUAUAUACUAUUUAAGAAAUAUCAAAUUAAGUAAUAUACUAUUUAAUGAUGAUAAUUCGGAAAUUUUUAAUAACGAUGUAUUUUCUGCAUAUAAAUAUUUCUUUAACAAUAUUAUAUGCUUAUGUAAUGAUAGCUCAGAAGAAAUGGUGGAUUUUUCAGGGAUUAGUGAAAGUAAUAAAGUUUCGUAUUAUAUUGAUUAUUUAGAAAUUGGUAAGGAAUUUGAAAAUUUAAAUUAUAAUAUUGAAAUGAAAAAUUUAAAAAAAAAUAAUGUUCAAUUAGUUCCCUUAAGUGAAAAAUUUACACAUAUAUUAACAGCAUAUGUAAAAGUUAUUGAUAGUAUGAGACUUAUAAUAUAUUUACCAUAUUGGUUUGAUGAAUUUCAUUUACUUAAUAAUGUAAAUACUUUUGUAUCAGGAAAUUCUCUAGUCCCAUAUAACAUAAAUGAUAUGAUAGAAAAUUAUUCUUUUUAUUUAGAUAUAGUUAAUUGUAAUAACUCAGAAUCAAUUAAAUCAUUAAAAAAGAAUAGAACUUCAGAAAAUUCGUGUUUAAAUUUAUCCAUAUAA
This is a messenger RNA of Plasmodium gallinaceum, 3669 nucleotides long. Its product is annotated as conserved Plasmodium protein, unknown function. Gene Ontology annotation, molecular function: polynucleotide 5'-hydroxyl-kinase activity. The transcript has a single exon. NCBI's taxonomy places the organism in Eukaryota, Apicomplexa, Aconoidasida, Haemosporida, Plasmodiidae. The record is from RefSeq and is a predicted model, not a curated record. The coding region runs from base 1 to 3669 and encodes 1222 amino acids. Gene Ontology annotation, biological process: cleavage in ITS2 between 5.8S rRNA and LSU-rRNA of tricistronic rRNA transcript (SSU-rRNA, 5.8S rRNA, LSU-rRNA). Gene Ontology annotation, cellular component: nucleus.